Messenger RNA from Cyanistes caeruleus (blue tit), 6168 nucleotides. NCBI's taxonomy places the organism in Eukaryota, Metazoa, Chordata, Aves, Passeriformes, Paridae. The record is from RefSeq and is a predicted model, not a curated record.
UUGCAGGGGUCUCGGGUCUGGCUGCGAGAAAAUAAUCAGCAUUAUCCCAGCACUGUUCAUUCCUGUGCAGAAGGAGUUGUCGUAUUCAGGACAGAUUAUGGUCAGGUAUUCACUUAUAAACAAAGCACGAUCACACACCAAAAAGUAACGCCUAUGCAUCAUACAAGUACAGAGAGUGUGGAAGACAUGGCAGCACUUGUAGAUCUCCAUGAAGGCUCCAUUAUGCACAACUUAUUCCAGCGAUAUCAGCAAGAUAAAAUCUAUACCUACAUUGGUUCGAUAGUUGCCUCCGUGAACCCCUACAAGAGCAUCCCGGGACUGUACGACUGCGCCGCCAUGGAGCGAUACAGCAAGCACCACAUGGGAGAGAUCGCGCCCCACAUCUUCGCCGUGGCCAACGAGUGCUACCGCUGCCUCUGGAAGCGCCACGACAACCAGUGUAUCCUCAUCAGUGGUGAAAGUGGUGCUGGUAAGACGGAGAGCACUAAGCUGAUUCUCAAGUUCUUGUCUGCAAUGAGCCAACAUUCACUGGAGAUGUCCUCCAGAGAGAAGAGCUCCUGUGUGGAGCAAGCUAUUCUUGAGAGCAGUCCAAUUAUGGAAGCUUUUGGCAAUGCAAAGACUGUUUACAACAACAACUCAAGUCGCUUUGGGAAGUUUAUUCAGCUGAACAUCUGUCAGAAAGGAAACAUUCAGGGAGGAAGAAUUAUGGAUUAUUUAUUGGAAAAAAAUCGUGUAGUAAGACAAAACCCUGGGGAAAGAAAUUAUCAUAUAUUCUAUGCUCUGCUGGCAGGGAUAGAAGAGAGAGAGAAAGAUGCUUUUUACUUAUCUGUACCUGAGAACUACCACUACCUGAACCAGUCUGGAUGUAUAGUGGAUAAGACAAUCAGUGACAAAGAUUCUUUCAAGGAAGUCAUUACUGCAAUGGAAGUGAUGGAGUUCAGCAGGGAGGAAGUACGAGAAGUUCUGAGACUUUUGGCUGGCAUCUUGCAUCUGGGAAAUGUUGAGUUCAUCACUGCUGGUGGGGCACAGGUGUCCUUUAAAACAGCCCUGGGUAGAUCUGCUGAGUUACUGGGCUUGGACUCCACACAGCUAACAGAAGCAUUGACUCAGAGGUCGAUGAUACUCAGGGGAGAAGAAAUCCUAACACCUCUUAGUAUACAACAGGCAAUAGACAGCAGAGAUUCUAUGGCAAUGGCACUUUAUUCUCAGUGUUUUGCAUGGGUCAUUAAGAAAAUCAAUAGCAGAAUCAGGAGCAAGGAAGACUUCAAGACUAUUGGAAUUUUGGACAUAUUUGGAUUUGAAAAUUUUGAGGUAAACCGUUUUGAGCAGUUUAAUAUUAACUAUGCAAAUGAAAAGCUUCAGGAGUAUUUCAACAAGCACAUCUUUUCCUUGGAGCAAUUGGAAUACAGCAGGGAAGGACUAAUUUGGGAGGACAUUGACUGGACAGACAAUGGAGAGUGCUUGGAUCUUAUUGAAAAGAAACUGGGACUAUUGGCACUCAUCAAUGAGGAGAGCCACUUUCCUCAAGCUACUGACUCCACUUUACUGGAGAAGUUGAAUGCCCAGCAUGCUAACAAUCCUUUUUAUGUAAAACCAAGGGUUGCUGUUCACAACUUUGGAGUGAAGCACUACGCUGGGGAGGUCCAGUAUGAUGUCAGGGGGAUCUUGGAGAAGAACAGAGAUACUUUUAGAGAUGAUCUCCUGAACUUGUUGCGUGAAAGCAGUCUUGAUUUCAUCUAUGACCUAUUUGAACAUGUUUCGAGUCGCAACAAUCAAGACACUCUGAAAUGUGGAAGCAAGCACAGAAAACCCACUGUCAGUCUCCAGUUCAAGGAAUCCCUUCAUUCUUUAAUGGCAACACUGAGUUCUUCAAACCCUUUCUUUGUUCGGUGCAUCAAACCCAACGUGCAGAAGAUGCCAGACCAGUUUGAUCAGACAGUGGUGCUUAACCAGCUGCGCUAUUCUGGGAUGUUGGAGACGGUCAGGAUUCGGAGGGCUGGUUUCCCCGUCCGGAGGCCCUUUCAAGACUUUUAUAAAAGGUAUAAAGUCCUCAUGAGAAACUUAACUCUCCCUGAAGAUUUAAAUGAGAAAUGUGCCGUCUUACUUCGUCUGUAUGACAACACAAGUACUGAAUGGCAGCUUGGAAAAAAUAAGGUGUUUCUCCGGGAGUCCUUAGAGCACAAGUUGGAGAAACAGCGAGAAGUGGAAGUCACCAAGGCAGCAAUGAUCAUCCGAGCGCACAUCUUAGGUUAUGCAGCCCGAAAGCGGUACAGGAAGGUUCUCUACUACGUGGUUGUGAUACAGAAGAACUACAGAGCAUUCAGCGGUAGGAAGAGGUUCCUGUGCCUGAAGAAAGCAGCCACAGUCCUUCAGAAGCAGCGGCGAGGCCAGCUUGCUCGGCGUCUUUACAAGGAACGACUGGAGGAGAAGCGAAAACAAGAGGAGGAAAGAAGAAAAGAGGAGGAAGAAAGGGAAAGACAAAGGCAAGAAGCAGAGCGUCUUGCCCAGCAGGCUGAAGAAGAGAGAAAGAAGCAGGAACUGGCUGCCAUUCAGAAAGCUCAGAAGGAGGCAGAGCUGAAGCAGGAGGUGGAGAAGCAGAAAGAAAGCAGGCAGGUGGAAGAAAUCCUGCGUCUGGAAAAAGAAAUCGAAGACCUGCAGCGCGUGAAGAAGCAGCAGGAGCUGUCCUUGACAGAGGCUUCAUUACAGAGGCUGCAGCAGCGUCGAGAUGAGGAGCUCCGGCGGCUUGAGGAUGAAGCCUGUCGAGCAGCCCAGGAGUUCCUGGAAUCUCUGAACUUCGAUGAGAUUGACGAAUGUGUCCGAAACAUUGAGAGGUCUCUCUCUGUGGGCAGUGGGUAUCCUGCUGAGCUGGCUGAACAGACUGGAAAUGCCUGCAGUGAAAAGCCCAAUUUUAACUUCAGCCAGCCAUAUCCUGAGGAGGAGGUAGAUGAGGGCUUUGAAGCCGAUGAUGAUGCAUUUAAAGAUUCACCCAACCCAAGUGAGCAUGGCCAUUCUGAUCAAAGGACCAGUGGCAUCAGAACAAGCGAUGAUUCCUCAGAAGAAGAUCCUUAUAUGAAUGAUACCGUGGUGCCAACAAUUCCUGCUGCCAGCGACACCAUGGUCUUACCUCCUGGCCAUGACACAGUGAGUCUCCACAACUCUUCGAGCGGCGAAUCCACGUACUGCAUGCCAGAAAACGUAUCCUGCAGACCCCCCGAUUCUGGGGAAGUCAUUUCUCCCGACGGAGACUAUGAUUACGACCAGGACGAUUAUGAAGAUGGUGCUAUCACCUCUGGCAGCAGUGUGACCUUCUCUAACUCACACAGUAGCCAGUGGUCACCAGACUACCGGUGCUCAGUGGGGACGUACAAUAGCUCUGGAGCAUACCGGUUCAGCUCUGAGGGAGCUCAGUCUUCUUUUGAAGACAGUGAAGAAGAUUUUGAUUCCAGGUUUGAUACGGAUGAUGAACUUUCCUACCGGAGGGAUUCAGUCUAUAGCUGUGUCAGCCUGCCCUACUUUCAUAGUUUUCUGUACAUGAAAGGUGGCUUAAUCAACACGUGGAAACGACGCUGGUGUGUCCUGAAAGAUGAGACCUUCCUGUGGUUUCGUUCUAAACAGGAAGCACUUAAGCAGGGUUGGCUUCACAAAAAGGGGGGUGGAUCAUCUACGCUUUCCAGAAGGAACUGGAAGAAAAGAUGGUUUGUUCUCAGACAGUCCAGGUUGAUGUACUUUGAAAAUGACAGUGAAGAAAAGCUGAAGGGUGCCAUGGAUGUCCGAACUGCCAAAGAGAUUGUUGAUAACACAGGCAAAGAAAAUGGUAUUGAUCUAAUAAUGAGUGAUAGAACCUACCACUUAAUUGCUGAAUCUCCUGAGGAUGCAAGCCAGUGGUUCAGUGUACUGAGUCAAGUCCAUGCAUCCACAGAGCAAGAGAUCCGGGAGAUGCAUGACGAGCAGGCAAAUCCACAGAAUGCUGUGGGAACACUCGAUGUAGGACUAAUUGAUUCUGUCUGUGCUGCUGACAAUCCGGACAGACCAAAUUCAUUUGUGAUCAUCACUGCUAAUCGUGUUCUUCACUGUAAUGCUGACACUCCUGAAGAGAUGCAUCACUGGAUAACCCUGCUCCAGAGGUCAAAGGGGGACACUAGAGUGGAGGGACAAGAAUUCAUUGUGAGGGGGUGGCUACACAAGGAAGUCAAGAACAACCCAAAGAUGUCCUCAUUAAAACUAAAGAAGCGUUGGUUUGUUUUGACGCACAAUUCUUUGGACUACUACAAGAGUUCAGAGAAAAAUGCUUUGAAAUUGGGUACACUGGUCCUGAACAGCCUCUGCUCAGUGGUCCCACCUGAUGAAAAAAUCUUCAAAGAGACGGGUUACUGGAAUGUGACCGUGUAUGGACGCAAGCACUGUUACCGUCUCUAUACGAAAUUGCUUAAUGAGGCAACCCGCUGGUCAAGUGCCAUCCAGAAUGUGAUUGACACAAAGGCACCCAUUGAUACUCCAACUCAGCAGCUUAUUCAGGAUAUUAAGGAAAACUGCCUAAAUGCUGAUGUCGUUGAACAGAUUUAUAAGAGGAAUCCUAUUCUCCGUUACACUCAUCAUCCAUUGCACUCACCUUUACUACCACUGCCAUAUGGGGACAUCAAUCUAAACUUGCUGAAAGACAAAGGCUACACAACUCUUCAGGAUGAAGCCAUCAAGAUAUUUAAUUCUUUACAGCAGCUGGAGUCUAUGUCUGAUCCCAUCCCUAUAAUCCAAGGUAUCCUCCAAACAGGACAUGAUUUACGACCUCUCCGAGAUGAGCUCUACUGUCAGCUCAUCAAGCAAACCAAUAAAGUGCCUAACCCUGGGAGCGUGGGGAACCUCUAUAGCUGGCAAAUACUUACCUGCAUGAGUUGCACAUUUCUGCCCAGUCGCAGCAUCCUCAAAUAUCUCAAGUUUCAUCUCAAAAGGGUUCGUGACCAGUUUCCAGGAACUGAAAUGGAGAAAUACGCACUUUUUACUUACGAAUCUCUGAGGAAAACCAAAUGCAGAGAGUUUGUGCCAUCACGAGAUGAAAUAGAAGCAUUGAUUGGCAGGCAGGAGAUGACAUCCACAGUUUAUUGCCAUGGUGGGGGCUCCUGUAAGAUUACAAUCAACUCACACACUACAGCUGGAGAGGUGGUUGAAAAGUUAAUUCGUGGCUUGGCCAUGGAGGAUAGCAGAAAUAUGUUUGCUUUGUUUGAGUACAAUGGAACUACUGAUAAAGCAAUUGAAAGCAGAACCAUUGUAGCUGAUGUCUUGGCAAAGUUUGAAAAGCUUGCUGCCACUGCUGAAGCUGGGGAGAUGCACUGGAAGUUCUACUUCAAGCUCUACUGCUUCCUGGACACCGAAAACGUCCCAAAAGACAGCGUGGAAUUUGCCUUUAUGUUUGAGCAGGCUCAUGAAGCAGUGAUUAAAGGACAUUAUCCUGCUCCUGAGGAAACCCUCCAGGUCCUUGCAGCUUUGCGUCUUCAGUACCUUCAGGGAGAUUACACUGUGCACACUACCAUACCAGAACUGGAGGAAGUCUAUCCUUUGCAAAAGCUGAAGUCUAGGAUUACACAGUCGACCAAAACAUUUACUGCAUCAGAGAAGGCCGAGAAGAAACGAGCCAGCUUUCUUGAAGGAACACUGCGGAGGAGUUUCCGCAGUGGCUCUGUCAGCAAACAGAAGGUUGAGGAGGAUCAGAUGUUAGACAUGUGGGUCAAAGAGGAAAUCUCAGCUUCCAGGACUAGUAUUAUUGACAAAUGGAAAAAACUUCAGAGGAUGAAUCAGGAGCAGGCCAUGGCAAAGUACAUGGCUUUGAUUAAGGAAUGGCCUGGCUAUGGUUCAACACUCUUUGAUGUUGAGUGUAAAGAAGGGGGAUUCCCACAGGAGUUGUGGCUCGGAGUCAGUGCUGAUGCAGUUUCUGUCUACAAGCGUGGGGAAGGCAGGCCUCUGGAGCUGUUCCAGUAUGAACAUAUCUUGUCAUUUGGUGCUCCGCUUGCCAACACCUACAAGAUCGUGGUGGAUGAAAGAGAACUGCUUUUUGAAACUAGCGAGGUGGUCGACAUUGCAAAGCUGAUGAAAGCGUACAUCAGCAUGAUCGUGAAAAAACGCUACAGCACCUCUCGAUCCGUGAGCAGUCAUGGAAGUCAGGGCAGCUCCAGGUGA